AUGCAUCUCCAUCAAGCAACUAAUCGGGUCAAAUAUCGGCAACACAAGCCCAAAUUAUUUAUCGAGAAGAGUUCUACUGAUCUUAAACCAGAAAUCGAUAGCGGCACCACAAACAAAGCCAACCGAGCAAGCAUUAGUGCCAAAGUGACGACAAAUGAUGGAGGAGAAGACAAAAAUGCCACAACAACGACCGCUACGACGAUGACAUCAAAUGUACAAAUGAAAAAUGACAUGACACUUGAAGAAUCGCUGGGCGAAUUUUUACACGUUUUAAAAAAGUAUAACAACACGAAUUUAUCUACAGAGCAAGGUCUGAAAGCUUUAUUCUCUUUACUAAAACGUGUAACUAAUCUAGAGGAUUUAAAGACAUUGAUAAAUUACGAAAAGGAUCUAAAAACAAGCAUCGAUCGAAAAAGCUUUUUGGACAAAUAUCGUUUAAAAAUUGGAAACGAAGAAGAUCUUGGUCAGCGGUACGUUCUUGCACCGAAUUUAUUACAACUCAUUUGCUGUCUUUGGGAUCAAUAUGAACCAUUGCCAAUGAAAGAUCACUGCUAUUUGUUUCUCUCCCAUCGGCCAAAUGAAAGGCAAGUUAUAGAAAAGAACAAAAUGUAUCAACGAAUGAUUAAAAAGUACAAAGUCCAAUUUCGUGAACGCAUUACUAUGGCUGUAGAAAAACGAGCUCAGGCUGAAGAAGGCGAAACGGAAGAAGUAGUCAUUCGAGAAAAAGAAAAGGGAGUUGAUACUCAUAUAGCUAUUGAAAUAGCAAACGUUAUUUCCGGUGCCGCUAAGACUUUUGGUACGGAAGAAGCUAGUGAGGACGGACAAAAAAGAGUCGAUACUGAGGCAAAAGACGCAGACACUCAUAUUGUUUUAGUCUCGAGUGAUGCAGAUUUUACACCUGUUGUUGAAAAAGCUAUCGAGAAUAAUGUAUCUAUCGAUAUUUGGUGUUGGGAAGGGUCGACGUCAGCGGUCUAUCGAAAAUUUUUGAAAGGGCAAAACUCAAAAGUCCGGUGUUUUUACUUAGACCGCUAUUUGUAUCAGAUAGGGUUUGUUCCCGGACUUAUGUUCAAAUACCAAAUUUUGUUUGGUGAAACUGUUGAAAAGAAAAAUACAGAAAGGUCGUCCGCUAUAUUUUUACAAUUGGAUGGGGAAGCUCGUUUUGAACCGAAUUAA
This is a messenger RNA of Didymodactylos carnosus, 1173 nucleotides long. The record is from the annotation of a GenBank genome assembly. NCBI's taxonomy places the organism in Eukaryota, Metazoa, Rotifera, Eurotatoria, Philodinida, Philodinidae.